Oncorhynchus masou masou (cherry salmon) is the source of this 7833-nucleotide messenger RNA. RefSeq names its product collagen, type XIV, alpha 1b (gene col14a1b). Bases 421 to 5793 code for a protein of 1790 amino acids. Gene Ontology annotation, molecular function: protein binding. Gene Ontology annotation, cellular component: interstitial matrix. The transcript has 47 exons. NCBI's taxonomy places the organism in Eukaryota, Metazoa, Chordata, Actinopteri, Salmoniformes, Salmonidae. The record is from RefSeq and is a predicted model, not a curated record.
GAACAUUUGCACGCAGGUAGCGCACGUGCGGACCAGAAAGCGCUAGGGGAAAAAUAGACAUACCUGAAAAAAAGCUCACGGACGAGGAGUGAACGCAUGUAGCCUACCCUGGGGGCGGUCAGAACAGAAUUCACAUUUCAUAGCUUAUCACCUCUUUUAUAUUGGCUGCCGCCGUAACACAUUUUUCUGCCUCAGUCAAGAUUAAACGAGGUGAAGGAAUGAAUCGCUCAAGGGAUGGGUGAAUGAUUACCAGCACGGGAUACACCCAACAUAGCGAGUCUGAAACUGAAGGAGCUGAAGAUAGUUUGCCAACAGCCCGCGAAGCAAGACACACAGGAAGGGUCCUUUGGGAGCAAUAUUACCUGUAAACAUAUGUUUUGAAAAGGUUUUCUGAGCUCCUCUCCUAUACCAGUGUGAAGGAUGCCAGCUACAGGACUGAAGACGUGGGUAUGGAAUCCUCUACUCUGUCUGGCUCUUAUCUCUCUCUCACCUGCACCAGCUCCAGCUCAGGGUCAAGUUGCCACUCCACGAAGACUUCGUUUCAAGGUCCUGAGCGCAACCCAGCUGCAUGUGUCAUGGAAAGAGCCGAAAGGAGACUUUGAAAGCUACAGAUUUAUUUAUAGCACACAAUCAGAUGCAGAGGAGACUGAACUAGACGUGACAAAGAAGGAAGCCAAAGUGAUCAUAGACUUUGACCCCAGACAGUUAUACACAGUCAAGGUCACUGCUGUGAAAGGUGCUCAGGAGAGCAAGCCACUUCUAGGAACAUUUGAGGCCCAACUUUCAGAGCCUGACGUUAAGAACGUACAGCCCCAGAAUGUACGCCCCAAAAACCAGAAAGACACCAGUAUCACAGAGGAGAACAAUGAGAUAUCUGAAGAGCAGUUCAUGUGUAAGACCCCGGCCAUAGCGGAUAUUGUGAUCCUGGUGGACGGAUCAUGGAGUAUCGGACGGAUAAACUUCCGUCUGGUCCGCAUGUUCCUGGAGAAUCUGGUUAGCGCCUUCCAUGUGGAGUUUGACAAGACACGGAUAGGCCUGGCCCAGUAUAGUGGUGACCCCAGGAUUGAGUGGCACCUGAACACUUUCACCACCAAAGAAGCAGUCAUCGACGCUGUGAAGAACCUUCCUUACAAAGGAGGGAACACACUGACGGGUCUUGCAUUGACGUACAUCCUUGAGAACAGUUACAAACCCGAGUCCGGAUCCAGGGCCGGCGUUCCCAAAAUUGGAAUCCUGAUCACAGAUGGGAAGUCUCAAGACGAUGUCCAACCCCCAGCGCGGAGUCUGAGAGAGGCGGGAAUAGAGCUGUUUGCCAUUGGUGUGAAGAACGCUGAUGAGAAAGAGCUGAAGGCCAUUGGCUCUCCUCCAGAGGAGACGCACGUCUACAAUGUGGCUGACUUCAGCGUCAUGAGCUCCAUCGUGGAGGGUCUGACCAGGACCGUCUGCGACCGGGUCGAACAGCUUGACAAAGCCAUCAAAGGCGACACAGGCCCAGAAGUCACCAUGGCCGCUCCCAGAGACCUGGUGACCUCGGAAGUGACGGCCAGGAGUUUCCGGGUGUCGUGGACCCACGCCCCUGGCACGGUGGAGAAGUACCGGGUGGUGUUCUACCCUGCCAGCGGGGGCCAGCCCGAGGAGAAGGUGGUGCAGGGCACAGUGGACACGGUGGUGCUCAACUACCUCCUCUCGCUGACUGAGUACCAGGUGGCCGUGUUCGCCAUCUAUGCCAGCUCAGCUAGCGAAGCCCUCCGAGGCAGCACUACCACAUUGGCCCUACCCAUGGUGAACAACCUGGAGCUGUUUGACAUCACCCACAAUAGUAUGAGAGCCCGCUGGAGGGUCGCAGAGGGGGCUUCUGGCUACAUGAUCCUCUAUGCUCCACUGACCGAGGGAGACGCCGCCGACGAGAAGGAGGUGAAAGUGGCUGAGACUGUGAACGAAGUGGAACUGGAGAACCUGACUCCAGACACAGAGUACACAGUGACCGUGUACGCCAUGUACGGAGAGGAGGCCAGUGACCCUAUGACCAGUCAGGAGACCACGUUACCCCUGACCCCGGCGCGGAACCUGCGCUUCUCCGACGUCGACCACAGCUCGGCCAGGCUCACCUGGGAGGCGACGUCCAAGAAGGCCAACGGCUACCGCAUCAUGUACGUCAAGACAAACGGAGUGCAGACCAAUGAGAUGGAUGUUGGCCGCAUCACCACCCUGUUGCUAAGGAACCUGACGUCAUUGACAGAGUAUACGGUGGCCAUCUUUGCUAUCUAUGACGAGGGCCAGGCAGAGCCCCUUACUGACAGCUUUACCACUAAGACAGUCCCAGAGCCUCUGAACCUAAAGACCAGUGAAGUCUCCACAGAGAGCUUCAGGGUCACUUGGGAACACUCAGCCCAAGACGUGGUCCUCUACAGACUCACCUGGACCCCAACCAGAGGAGGAGACACUAAAGAGAUGCUCGUGAAUGGUAACAGGAACAGCCACCUGCUGACUGGACUGAGGCCCAUCACUGAGUACGAAGUCUCUCUGAUUGCUGUCUUUAGAAACGAGGAGGAAAGCGACGCCGUGACCCUCACAGAGUCAACAGUGGCAAGAACAACGACUACCACAAAAGCUACUACAACCACAACUACCACACGAGCUACCACCACAGCAGUUGUGCAUCUGGGUGCGAGGAACCUCCUGCUUAGUGAUCACACCACCUUCAGCAUGGAGGUGUCCUGGGAGCUGCAGGACCGCAAUGUGCGUCAGUACCGCGUCGCCUAUGUCACCGCCAGGGGCGAUCGUGCCGAGGAGACGAAAAUGGUCCCCGGUGGUCAGAACAGCCUGCUGCUGCAACCACUACUGUCUGACACGGAGUACAAGGUGACGGUCACCCCGGUCUACACCGACGGAGAUGGCCCCGGUGUCAGCCGCAUGGGACGCACCUUGCCACUGUCUGCUCCUAGGAACCUGAGAGUGUCGGAGGAAUGGUACAACCGCUUCCGUAUCACCUGGGACACACCCCCAUCCCCAACUAUGGGCUACAGGGUCGUCUACAAACCCAUCUCUGCUCCGGGACCUGCUCUGGAGACCUUUGUGGGCGAGGACGUGAACACCAUGCUGAUCCUGAACCUGAUGAGCGGUACAGAGUACGGCGUCAGGGUCAUCGCCUCCUACACCACCGGCUCCAGCGAGGCCCUCACUGGCAAGGCCAGGACACUAUACCUGGGAGUGACCAAUCUGAACACCUACCAGGUGAGGAUGAACAGCAUGUGUGCCCAGUGGAGUUCCCACCGCCACGCCACUCUGUACCGUGUGGUCAUCGAGUCGCUGCUCAAUGGACAUAAACAGGAGGCAAGGCUGGGAGGAGGAGCCACCCGGCACUGCUUCAAUGACCUGACGGCUAACACGCAGUACAAAAUCAGUGUGUACGCCCAACUCCAGGACACAGAGGGGCCUGCAGUCACCACCACAGAGAGAACCUUCCCUGUUCCCACCCCGGCACCUACCAGGCCGCCCACUACCACCCCUCCUCCCACCAUACCCUCAACCAAGGAAGUUUGCAAGGCAGCCAAGGCAGACCUGGCGUUCCUAGUGGAUGGCUCCUGGAGCAUCGGGGAUGAAAGCUUCCUGAAAAUCAUCCGCUUCCUGUACAGCACCACAGGAGCCCUUGACACCAUUGGACCAGAUGGCACUCAGGUGGCCAUUGUCCAGUUUAGUGACGAUGCUAGAACCGAGUUCAAACUCAACUCCUACGACAACAAGGAGAGGCUACUAGAGGCCAUUAACCGCAUCUCCUACAAGGGAGGGAACACCAAGACAGGGCUAGCCAUCCGGCAUGUGAAAGACACCAUCUUCACGGUGGGGGGAGGGAUCCGGAGGGGCAUCCCCAAAGUAGUGGUGGUGUUGACUGACGGGCGCUCUCAGGACGAUGUCAACAAGGUCUCCAAAGAGAUGCAGAUGGAAGGGUACAUUGUCUUUGCCAUUGGUUUUGCGGAUGCGGACUACGGGGAGCUGGUGAGCAUCGCCAGCAAGCCCAGCGAGAGACACGUUUUCUUUGUGGACGAUUUAGACGCCUUCCAGAAAAUUGAGGAAAAGCUGGUCACCUUUGUUUGUGAGGCUGCCACUGCCACUUGUCCUUCGGUGGCGAUGAGUGGCAGUACCUUGCCAGGUUUCAGGAUGAUGGAGAUGUUUGGCCUGGUGGAGGGUCUGUAUGGACAUGUAUCAGGAGUGUCCAUGGAGCCUGGCACCUUCAACAGCUUCCCCUGCUUUCGACUGCACAACAACUCCCUCCUCGCCCAGCCCACCAAGUUUAUCCACCCUGAGGGCUUGCCCUCCGAUUACACUAUCACCAUGCUGUUCCGCCUGCUGCCAGAAACCCCCAAAGAGCCCUUUGCAUUGUGGGAGAUCCUCAACAAGGACAAUGAGCCCCUGGUGGGCGUCAUCCUGGACAACGGUGGCAAGACCCUCACCUUCUUCAACCACGACUACAAAGGACAGUUUCAGACUGUGACCUUCGAGGGACCUGAAAUCAAGAAGCUCUUCUACGGCAGUUUCCACAAGCUGCACCUGGCUAUUAGCAAGACCAACGCCAAGGCUGUCAUCGACUGUAAGCUGGUUGGGGAGAAGGCCAUCAACGCGGCGGGCAACAUCACCACAGAUGGCCUGGAGGUGCUGGGACGAAUGGUGCGCUCCCGGGGGAAGAAGGACAACUCUGCACCGUUUCAACUGCAGUCGUUUGACAUCGUCUGCAGCACGUCCUGGGCCAGCCGAGACAAGUGCUGUGAGCUUCCUGGUCUGAGGAAGGAGGAGGACUGUCCUGCCAUGCCCCGGGCCUGCACCUGCACACAGGACAGCAAAGGCCCCCCCGGCCCAACUGGACCCCCUGGAGGUCCUGGGAUCAGAGGAGGGAGAGGGGACCGUGGAGAACCAGGAGCUGUGGGGCCGAUAGGUCCAGUUGGGGACGCUGGCACUCCUGGGCUGCAGGGACCUCCUGGCCCCCAGGGCCCCAGCGGCCGCACCAUCAUGGGCCCCCCGGGUGGUCCAGGAGAGAGAGGUGAGAAGGGUGCAGCUGGCGCUCCAGGAAUUCAGGGCAUUCCUGGGUCUCCUGGGUCACCAGGUCGAGAGGGACAAACAGGAACAAGGGGACUGCCUGGUAAAGAUGGACCCCAGGGGCGAACAGGUCCUCCAGGGACUAUGGGCACUCCAGGAGCUCCCGGCUCACCAGGGUCAAGUGGACCUCAAGGGUCACUGGGAGACCAAGGACCUCCUGGUUCCGCCGGAAACAAAGGAGAGAAGGGAGAAAGAGGUGACCUGCAAUCCCAGGCAUCGGUCCAAGCAAUCGCCCGGCAGGUCUGUGAGCAGCUGAUACAGAGUCACAUGGCUCGCUACAGCUCCAUCCUCAACCACAUCCCCAGUGCACCCGUUUCGGUCCGCACCAUUCCUGGACCCCCAGGAGAGCCCGGGCGGCAGGGCGGCCAAGGACCACAGGGAGAGCAGGGGCCCGCGGGCAGACCAGGGUUCCCCGGGUCCAACGGAGAGAAUGGACAACCAGGAGCCAGAGGUUUGUCAGGAGAGAAGGGUGACAAGGGAAGCCCAGGUGUAGGAGUCCAGGGUCCCAGAGGCCCUGUAGGACCCCCAGGACCAACGGGUCAGGGGCGGACAGGUAGCCAGGGUCCGUCUGGUCGGCCGGGGAACCCUGGAACUCCUGGGCGGCCGGGUAUCCCUGGACCAGUGGGGUCGGCUGGACCUCCUGGAUACUGUGACCAGAACUCUUGCAUGGGCUACAACGUAGGAGUCCAACAGUAUGGGUAGUGAGCAGCGUUCAAAAGGGUUGUAGUGGAGGUGUUAGGAUAGAUAGGCUUGUCCCUUGGCCCUACUCCCUCGCUAUAUCACUGUCAGCAAUGACUACUGCCUUGUUUCCUAUAAGGCUGUCCCUCUCUUUGUAGAAACACAUUCUGCCUGACACAAAAACGAAUUUAGCCAUAAAUGCAUUUUUUUUAGCUCACCCCAUAUAAACUAAUAUAUACAGUUGAAGUUGGAAGUUUACAUACACCUUAGCCAAAUACAUUUAAACUCUGUUUUUCACAAUUCCUGACAUUUAAUCCGAGUAAAAAUCCCCUGUCUUAAGUCAGUUAGGAUCACCACUUUAUUUUAAGAAUGUGAAAUGUCAGAAUAAUAGUAGAGCAUGAUUUAUUUCAGUUUUUAUUUUUUUCAUCACCUUCCCAGCGGGACAGAAGUUUACAUACACUCAAUUAGUAUUUGGUAGCAUUGCCUUUUAAAUUGUUUAACUUGGGUCAAACAUUUCGGGUAGACAAGCUUCCCACAAUAAGUUGAGUGAAUUUUGGCCCAUUCCUCCUGACAGAGCUGGUGUAACUGAGUCAGGUUUGUAGGCCUCCUUGCUCGCACUCGCUUUUUCAGUUCUGCCCACAAAUUUUCUAUAGGAUUGAGGUCAGGGCUUUGUGAUGGCCACUCCAAUACCUUGACUUUGUUGUCCUUAAGCCAUUUUGCCACAACUUUGGAAGUAUGCUUGGGGUCAUUGUCCAUUUGGAAGACUCAUUUGCAACCAAGCUUUAACUUCCUGACUGAUGUCUUGAUGUCAAGCCCUGGCCAUAGAGAGGUGUUUAUUCUCUAUUUUGGUUAAGCCAGGGUGGGCAUUCUAGUUUCUUUAUUUCUAUGUUGGUGUGGUUCCCAAUCAGAGGUAGCUGUCUAUCGUUGUAUCUGAUUGGGGAUCAUACUGUAUAUAAGUUGUCCUUUUUCGUUUGUGUUUUGUGGGUAGUUGUUUUCUGUUUAGUGUCUGCACCUGACAGGACUGUUUCUGUUUUCCUUCUUUGUUAUUUUGUUCGAGUGUUUUGAGUAUUACAUUUAUCAUGAACACUUUUCACGCUGCGUUUUGGUACACUCCUUCAUACGACGAUCGUUACACUUGAGAUGUUGCUUCAAUAUAUCCACAUAAUCUAUUUUAUAUAGGACUCAUUUUACUGUGGAUAUAGAUACUUCUGUACCUGUUUCCUCCAGCAUCUUCACAAGAUCCUUUGCUAUUGUUCUGGGAUUGAUUUGCACUUUUCGCACCAAUGUACGUUCAUCUCUAGGAGACAGAACGCGUCUCCUUCCGGAGUGUUAUGACAGCUGUGUGGUCCCAUGGUGUUUAUACUUGCGUACUAUUGUUUGUAUAGAUGAACAUGGUACCUUCAGGCAUUUUGAAAAUUGCACUGAGUUUGAAGGUAGGCCUUGAAAUACAUCCACAGGUACACCUCCAAUUGACUCAAAUUAUGUCAAUUAGCCUAUCAGAAGCUUCUAAAGCCAUUAAAUAAUUUUCUGGAAUUUUCCAAGCUGUUUAAAGGCACAUUCAACUUAGUGUAUGUAAACUUCUGACCUACUGGAAUUGUGAUACAGUGAAAUAAUCUGUCUGUAAACAAUUGUUGGGGAAAAUGACUUGUGUCAUGCACAAAGUAAACCGACUUGCCAAAACUAUAGUUUGUUAACAAGAAAUUUGUGGAGAGGUUGAAAAACGAGUGUUAAUGACACCAACCUAAGUGUAUAUAAACUUCCGACUUCAACUGUAUUUUAUCCAAGGCUUCUCUAUGCUUCUGCAGCGAAUGUGUACAGUUUUUAUAUUCUAUAAGGAGCCAAUAGUUGAAUACUGAUUGUCAUUUGAUGCAUUACUCAGUUGCGCUGUCACAUACAUUUAAUUAGAGAUUCACUUAGACCUCCUGUCCCUGUCAGUGUAGCUCAUCCAUACCCCUCUUUAGCUCUUCUGGCCGCUUUGAUGUCGUCGCUAACACUGUUCCUCGUGUGUGUCUCUUCCUCCUUCCUGUCCUGUCCCGCUAACCCAAUCAAAAACAAACAAACAAA